AUGGCAGGGAGCUCAAACAGCUCCAAGAACAAAUGCAAAAGAAGCCACGAAGAGAUAGACAGACUGGCCGAUCUUUCCGACGACCUUCUGCUUCGCGUUCUCUCAUUCCUCGACACCAAAUCCGCGUUCCGGACCACCCCGGUGUCCAAGAGGUGGAGAUCCUUGUGGAAAGAUGUCACCGUCCUCCGUUUCAGAAGAGAGUCCUUCCCCGGUAUGUCUAGCUUCACCAAACACCUGUACGAUUUUCUGUCCCACCGCUCCAACUCUGCACCUGUAGAGAGCAUUGCGAUCGACUUCCCCUGGGAAUGCCACGGAUGUUCUGCCAUCAGCAGCUUCAGCACUUGUCCAUCAGUGGGUACUUCACGUUCGAAUUGGGAUGGAUUGCUGCUUCCAUCGCUCGCCAUGGUCACCACAAAUCUCUCGAGGCUCUCAAGUUGGAGGGAAUUUUUCUUGGAAGCUGUGGUGAGUUUGCUUUGGGCUUCGAAUUGCUUCAAACACUGGAGCUGCGUGGUUGCCAUUUGUCCCCAGGCAAUGAUCCUUUUGCCAAUCUCCCUUGUUUGA
Linum tenue is the source of this 561-nucleotide messenger RNA. The record is from the annotation of a GenBank genome assembly. NCBI's taxonomy places the organism in Eukaryota, Viridiplantae, Streptophyta, Magnoliopsida, Malpighiales, Linaceae.